GGCAACAUGGCGUCUCCCGACGUGCACGUCCGAAUAUGUGAACAAGAAAUAUUAAAAUAUGACCUGGAGGUCAAGGCUCUCAUCCAGGAUAUCAACGAGUGCAGAGGUCCUCAAAGCAAGUUAACAGAACUAAACACACACGUGAAAAAAAGUUUCCACAAUCUACGACUGCGCAUACAAAAUUUAGAGCAGAUGGCGAUGGAGCAGGACAAAGAGUCCGACAAGCAAGCCUUGAUUAUCCAGGUUGAGGGACACAGGAAACAAAUGCUCAGCAACCAGACCGCCUGGAGGAAGUCGAACCUGGCCAGCAAGUUGUCAAUCGACAAUAUGGAGAAGCAGGCGCUCCUUAAUGGAGCUGAUAGUGGCGCGAGACAGAGAAAGACCACCAAAGAAGGCCUGGCCCAAACGUCUAGUGACAUUACAAAGAAUUUGAUGAGCAUCAGUCGAAUGAUGGCCCAACAGGUGAAUCAAAGCGAGGAGACCAUGACAACAUUAGCAACGUCAUCCCGGACCAUUCAAGAGACCAAUGAUGAAUUCAAGACAAUGACUGGGACCAUUCAGCUCGGGAGGAAGCUCAUCACCAAGUAUAACCGCAGGGAGCUCACUGAUAAACUGCUCAUCUUCCUCGCGCUGGCACUCUUCCUCGCCACAGUCUUCUACAUCUUAAAGAAAAGACUUUUCCCCUUCUUUUGA
Messenger RNA from Nerophis lumbriciformis (worm pipefish), 693 nucleotides. The record is from RefSeq and is a predicted model, not a curated record. NCBI's taxonomy places the organism in Eukaryota, Metazoa, Chordata, Actinopteri, Syngnathiformes, Syngnathidae.